Molecule: messenger RNA, 3234 nt
Organism: Sinocyclocheilus grahami
Lineage: Eukaryota; Metazoa; Chordata; Actinopteri; Cypriniformes; Cyprinidae
Product: kinesin heavy chain-like
Exons: 27
Coding region: 1-3219 (1072 amino acids)
Biological process (GO): microtubule-based movement
Molecular function (GO): microtubule motor activity; microtubule binding; ATP binding
Source: RefSeq, a predicted model, not a curated record
AUGGCGGUGCUCCAGGCGUAUCAGGCUUAUCUGUUGAAAGACCUGGAUAAAGGCGAGGGCCUUUCUCCUGAUCAGGUAGCUGUGCUGCACCGCACCACAGAUCUUGCUCUCCGUGCUACUAAACAGGCCGCUUCCGCCAUGGGCAGGUCUAUGGCGGCGAUGGUGGUAACGGAGAGACAUCUGUGGGGAAAACCGUACGCGUUCGACCGCGUGUUUCCCACCAACACCACCCAAGAGCAGGUGUACAACACCUGCGCCAAGCAGAUCGUCAGAGAUGUGCUGGGAGGUUACAACGGCACCAUCUUCGCUUAUGGACAGACCUCUUCUGGAAAGACCCACACCAUGGAGGGCAACCUCCACGACCCGCAGCAGAUGGGCAUCAUUCCCCGCAUCGCAGAGGACAUCUUCAACCACAUCUUCGCCAUGGACGAGAACCUGGAGUUCCACAUCAAGGUGUCCUACUUUGAGAUCUACAUGGAGAAAAUCCGGGAUCUUCUGGACGUCACGAAGACCAACCUGUCUGUGCAUGAGGACAAGAACCGCAUCCCUUACGUGAAGGGCUGCACCGAGCGCUUCGUGUCCAGUCCUGAAGAGGUCAUGGACGUCAUCGACGAGGGAAAGUCCAACCGGCACGUCGCUGUCACCAAUAUGAAUGAGCACAGCUCUCGCAGUCACAGCAUCUUCCUGAUCAACAUCAAGCAGGAGCACGUGGAGACGGAGCAGAAGCUCUGUGGAAAGCUCUACCUGGUGGAUCUGGCUGGCAGUGAGAAGGUCAGUAAGACCGGUGCAGCUGGAGCCGUUCUGGAUGAAGCUAAAAACAUCAAUAAGUCUCUGUCUUCUCUGGGCAACGUCAUCUCUGCUCUCGCUGAAGGAACUAAGACGCACGUGCCGUACCGCGACAGUAAGAUGACCCGAAUCCUGCAGGACUCUCUGGGAGGAAACUGCAGGACCACUAUGUUCAUCUGCUGCUCUCCCUCGAGCUACAACGACGCCGAGACCAAAUCCACCCUCAUGUUUGGACAGCGUGCUAAGACCAUCAAGAACACGGCCUCCAUUAACCUGGAGCUGACAGCUGAGCAGUGGAAGAGGAAGUACGAGAAAGAGAAGGAGAAGAACAAGAGCUUGAGGGACACCAUCCAGAGCCUGGAGCUGGAGCUGCGGCGCUGGCGCAGUGGAGAGAAGGUUCCAGAGACGGAGCAGGCAGACGCUGAUGUGGUGAAGCUGGAGGGCAGUGACGAAGCGUCUCUAGAUAAUGAGAGAUCAUCCGAGCGCCAGCGGGAGAGAGAGAGAGACUCUGACUCCUCCUCUAUUGUGGUGCGGAUCUCAGAGGAAGAGCGGCAGAAAUAUGAGGAAGAGAUCCGCAAGCUCUACCGACAGCUGGACGAUAAGGAUGAUGAGAUCAAUCUUCAGUGUCAGCUGGCGGAGAAGCUGAAGGAGCAGAUACUGGAUCAGGAUGAGUUGCUGGCGUCCACGCGUGGAGACAGUGAUAAGGUGCAGACGGAGCUGGGCCGCCUGCAGAUGGAGAGCGAGAGCGCCAAAGCUGAAGUGCGGGAGGUCCUGCAGGCGCUGGAGGAGCUGGCGGUCAACUACGACCAGAAGAGUCAGGAGGUGGAGGAGAAGAGCCUGCACAACAAACAGCUGGCCGAGCAGCUCAGCCUGAAGAUGGCCAAUCUGAUGGAGCUGGAGGCGGAGCUUGCUCAAAUGCAGGAAGUGAGCUCGCACCAGAGGAAGCGCAUCGCUGACGUGUUGAACGGGCUGAUGAAGGACCUCAGCGAGUUCAGCGCCAUCGUCGGCAAUGGAGAAAUCAAGCUUCCAGUGGAGAUCAGCGGUGCGAUCGAGGAGGAGUUCACUGUGGCGCGGCUGUACAUCAGUAAGAUCAAGUCGGAGGUGAAGUCGAUGGUGAAGCGCUGCAGACAGCUGGAGAACUUGCAACUGGAGUGCCAUCGCAAGAUGGAGGAAACCAGCCGAGAGCUGUCCUCCUGCCAGCUGCUCAUCUCUCAGACAGUGGUAGCAGCAGUUGGACAUAGUUGCAUGACCACAGACCGCUCCACCGAGGGAAUUCCCAUGUACCCCCAACGCGGCCCCACCAUCGAGGGUGCUCCUCAUGCACCGGGAAGAAUGCACCGGAGGGGGGUGCUGAGAACCAACGCAACCCCCCACCGAGAAACCAUUCAUCCAGCCUUGAAGGAUCGGGGUGCGGUGGAGCUGGAGGAUAAUUAUGAUGCUCUCAGUGAAGAAUUCUUCAUGCUGCAGAACUCAGAGAGUCACGUGGCAGAAGUGGAUGGAGGAGAGAAGGCUGACAGAGAGGCUGAUGGGAAAAAGGGCUCUAGUCGUCCAUCUCUCCACGCGGAGUCUCGUCAGACGCAGCUCAGCCACCUGCGGGAUGAAAUCAACGAGAAGCAGCGACUCAUCGACGAGCUUACCGAUAAGAAUCAGGCUCUGGAGCUGGAGCUGGCUCACGUGCGGUCCAGUCUCAGUAACCUCAAACGGCAGGACGACACCAAGAGCGCCUGCCUGGAGCAGCUGUCGUUUCAGCAGGAGAGAAACAAGCAGUCCAAACAGGAUCUCAAGCGCCUGGAGGAGACUGUUGCCCGUGAACUCCAGAUCCUCCACAACCUGCGCAAGCUGUUCGUUCAAGACCUCACGACGCGGGUUAAAAACAGUACAGAAAUUGGACCUGAUGAUAGUGGGGGGUCUAACACCCAGAAACAGAAGAUUUCCUUUCUUGAGAACAACCUGGAUCAGCUUACAAAGGUCCAUAAACAGCUGGUACGUGAUAAUGCAGAUCUGCGGUGUGAGCUUCCGAAGCUGGAGAAGCGUCUUCGUUCUACGGCUGAGCGGGUUCGGGCGCUGGAGGCAGCACUGAAGGACGCUAAACAGGGCGCCAUGCAUGACCGCCGGCGCUACCAGCAGGAGGUGGAGCGCAUCCGUGACGCCAUGCGCCUGCGCUAUCCUCCGCGACGAUCCAACGCCGCUCAGAUCGCUAAGCCAGUGAGACCCGGACACCAUGUUGCAGCCACGUCUCCCAGCAGCUUCUCCUACACCUCCACGCGCGCGAGUAAACCUGCCACAUCCUACAGCAACACUUUCUUCCAGCAAGAGGAGAAAGCUGCGCUUCAGAAAACCAACACUGUCGGAUACAGCACUGUGAGAUCCUCAGACAUACCGAGCUCCUGUCCGCUCGACGUGGAGAACGGUAAGUGUGUGUGUGUGCUUUGACUGCACUAAAACCAU